Messenger RNA from Annulohypoxylon truncatum, 831 nucleotides. RefSeq names its product S-adenosyl-L-methionine-dependent methyltransferase. The transcript is spliced from 4 exons. NCBI's taxonomy places the organism in Eukaryota, Fungi, Ascomycota, Sordariomycetes, Xylariales, Hypoxylaceae. Bases 1 to 831 code for a protein of 276 amino acids. The record is from RefSeq and is a predicted model, not a curated record.
AUGUCGUCAGAGUUAAAAGAUAGUUACGUUUUCCCAAGGGAUCACGUCGAUAACAUUCGAAUAAACCUGCAGCAUUACCUUUGGGUGGCGCAAUUCGGAUACCUUACACAUCCAAAAAUUCCCCUGAAUGGCGCUCACUUGAAGAUUGCGGAUGUUGGUACUGGAACGGGAGCCUGGCUUAUGGAUUUGGGGUCUCGGUUGCCCGAGUCGACGCAGCUGAGCGGGUUGGACAUAUCAUCCGACGCUCUGCCACCGGACGAAUGGCUGCCCCCCAAUAUGACUUUCCGGAAAUGGAAUAUCAAAGAUGACGUUCCAGAAGAUCUGGUAGGACAGUACGACAUCGUUCAUGUGAGGAACUUUGUCUAUGUGCUUCAAGAUGAUGAAAUUCCGAGAGUACUUGACAGCCUCGUGAAGUUGAUGAAACCUGGGGGAUAUCUCCAGUGGGGGGAGGUGGACCCAACGUCGUAUCGUAUCACCAAGACCAAACCGGGCAACAGGGUUGAGGAGCUUGAUCGGCUCAUGAAGCUGGCGCUGAGUUCUAACACGCGGCUUACCCCAACGUGGGUCACCAUCCUCGGAACUAUUUUCCAAGAAGGUGGUUUGGAAGGAAUCGAAUGCGACGUCCGCGAGGCUCCGCCCCCACAUAUCAAUCUCGCGGUGCAUGAGUGCAGCCUGCUGAUCCCGGAACUCCUCAUGCGUGCGACUGAGAACAAAGAGCUCGCACAGCGCCUGGCUGACACCAUGCGGCAGGCUCUGGAACAGACUCGGGAGGGGGCGGCGUGGACAUUUACGCGGUUGACUGUUAUCGGUCGGAAGUCAAAUGUAGUGUGA